AAAUCUGGGACGAGAUAUAAAAGACAAGAGGAUGCUUCAGUGCCAGUGAGGGAGACUCAUAGGUAUAAUUCCCAGACAUGUUUAAUCCUGUAUGUAAAAUUAGAGGAUAGAAUCUGCCUCUGAGAGAGAUCUCAGUUGAACUUUGACCAUGAAGAUAAGUUGUGCAGCCUUUCUGCUCCUCAUCCAAACAUUGCAAUGUUUGGCUUCAGAUGAUUCUCCAUUUCAACUAACCAACACGGCCAAUGGGUUUUGUUUGGUUCAAACCAAUAAUCUUUGUAACGAACUACGCUGGACCACCGGUGACCGACUUCUGGUUCACCAAAGGAAGAAGUGCCUAGGUGUCCAGGGGAAAAGUGUUGGGAGUGAAAUAAGCCUCUACGAUUGUGAUGAAAACAGUGAUCUCCAAAAGUGGGAAUGCAAGAAUGAAACCGUGCUGGCCCUCAAAGACCAGGAGCUUUACAUUGAACUCACUGCUGAUAACACAGCAGUUCUCUCCAGAACAGUGGGACCCAAGAACCAUCUCACUAUUUCAGGGACGUCCAGUGGGGCUUGCUCAAGAACGUUCAGAGAACUUUAUUCCAUUGGUGGAAAUGCAGCCGGGAUGCCGUGCAUGUUUCCCUUCCUGUACCGAGACCAGUGGUACACAGACUGCACUACAACCGUCUCUUCAGGAAAUCAACUCUGGUGUGCCGUGGAAACAAGAUAUGAGAGUGAACGCUGGGGCUACUGCCCAAUUACUUCCAAAGAAGACUGGAAUGUGCACCCAACAACAGGAGCAUACUACCAGCUCAACAUACCGUCAGCUCUUACUUGGUCCCAGGCUGAAACCAGCUGCAGACAGCAGGGGGCGUCCUUGCUUAGCAUGACUGAUCCUCACGAGCACGCCUAUGUAACAGCUCUACUCGGGAAAGGGGGCAGUAAGGUUUGGAUUGGGCUGGUUUUGGAUCCAGAACAUGGUUGGAAAUGGUCAAAUGGGAGGCCUUACCGCUAUAUGAAAUGGGACUCAGGACAUCCACUUCCUGAUCCUGGGCACAACUGUGCACUUGUUGAUCCUGCUGUACAAUACGUUUGGCAAAGUUCCUCCUGCAGCAAGAAACUGGGGUAUAUCUGCUACAGCAAAGCAGCUGAAAGUCAGCCUCAAGCUGUUGAGACAGGAUUUUGUUCAAGCCCUUGGAUUCCCUACAAUGGCCACUGCUUCUACCUUAACCGUACUCAGAAAACAUGGCCUGAUGCUCAGAGAGAGUGUCGUAACAGAGCUGGAGACCUUGUCAGCAUCAGCAAUGUAGAGGACAAAAGCUUUGUCAUCUCUCAACUUGGAUACACGUCCACUGACGAGCUUUGGAUUGGGCUAAAUGACAGGGAAACAGAGGGGCUGUUUGAGUGGAUUGACCACUCUACGGUCAGUUUUACUAGCUGGGAUUUUGGGAAACCCGCAGUCUUCAAUGAGAUAAAGGACUGUGUUCUCAUCCAGGGAGAAAAUGGGAACUGGGCUGACCGUGCAUGUGUGGAAAAACACGGCUUCAUUUGUAUGAAGCUGAGUGCCACAAAAUCCACUGGAGAUGAAGUGGAGCUGGAUGCAGGCUGCAAACCUGGGUGGAGAAGACAUGGCUCAUACUGCUACUUAAUAGGGACACAGACCAAAACUUUUGAUGAAGCUAUGGAUGGCUGCAAGAGCUCAGAUUCUUACUUAGCUGAUGUUUCAAAUGGGGUGGACAAUGCGUUCCUUGUCAGUUUGGUUGGAAUGAGACCAGAGAAGCACUUCUGGUUAGGGCUUUCCAACCAGAAGCAUGGUAAUACAUUUGUAUGGACCAACACAAACACAGUGACAUUUUCACACUGGAAUGCUAACAUGCCCGGUCACCGACAGGGCUGUGUUGCCAUGAGAACUGGCAUUUUUGCUGGCCUUUGGGAUCUCCUACCCUGCACCAAUAGUGAGAAGUACAUCUGCAAACACCUGGCAGAGGGAGCAUUUGUAACCCCUGCGCCAUCUAUUCUUACCACCCCUCCAAAAUGUCCCCCUGACUGGACUCGAAUGGAAACAAGAAACAUUUGUGUAAAGUUGUUUCCAGAUCGCCUAAACAGGAGGAGGACUUGGUAUGAGGCCAAAGAUUACUGCAGGGCCAUCGGGGGAGACCUGCUCAGCAUCCACAGACAGGCUGAGCAAGAGACGAUACGAGGUCAUGACGAUGUCUGGAUUGGAUUAAGUGCCUCUGACUCAGGCAGUGGUUAUGUAUGGAGCGAUGGAUCGCCACUGCAGUUCCAGCACUGGUAUGGUGAUGAGCCAAACAAUAAAAAUAACGUGGAAUUCUGCGUUAAAUUCAAGAUGGGCUUAAAGACUUAUUUUGGAGGGUCAUGGUGGGUUGUACAUUGUGAGACAGACCUUGGAUGGAUCUGUCAGAUUCCUACAGGAGUGACUCUAAAGCCACCUCCAGACCCUCCUCCUCCUGCCUACAAUCGGACUUCUGAUGGAUGGAAAGAAUGGAAUGGGAAUCAGUAUUUCAUUUCUCACUCAAGUAUGGCCAUGGACAAUGCUCGUUACUUUUGCAAAAUGAGGCAUGCUGACUUGGUUACUAUCAACAGUGAAGCUGAAAAUGUCUUUCUGUGGAAAAUGAUGCAGCGAAAUCAUAGGUCCCUCUGGAUUGGCCUGACUGUAGAUCUCGACAGAACAUACGGGUGGAUGGACGGUUCUCCAGUGGUGUUUCAACGGUGGGAUGAAGGUCAACCUCGUUUCCUGAACAAUGAUGAAAACUGUGCUGUCAUGACUCAAUCACUAGGGUUUUGGAUAGAUAGUAAUUGUGGGUUUAUGCAUGAAUUCAUCUGUAAGCGCAAUGGCACACCACCUGCUCAUGCCACUGUGGGACCAACUGCUCUUCCAAGAGGUGGCUGUCCACAAAACUGGAAAAAGUUGAACUCGAAGUGUUACACCAUUAUUAACAAGCAAAGGAAGACAUGGGAUGAAGCAAGAACACACUGCAAAUCCAUGGGAGGAAAUCUGGCAUCAAUUCUUUCAAGACAUGAACACGUGUUUCUGACCACAACAAUCGCAAAGGCACCAACCACAGACCUGUGGAUUGGUUUAAACACUAGAAAUAGUUAUGAAUGGUAUUGGACUGAUGGUCGACCGUGCCAAUACAACAACUGGAGACUGAGUCCCAACUAUCACCACAUGUCUAGAGGGAUAGGCCAGUGUAUUGUUCUGACGAGUGACAAUCAGGACUUGGGGAGUUGGAGAAGCAAGUCCUGCAAUGACACCAAUGGAUAUGUCUGUCUUCGUAGUGUUGACCCAUCUUUACCAGACUCCCCUGAACCAACAACUACUGACUAUGUCAAGAUUUUCAACGACUCUGUCAAGGUUAUCACUCAACAAAUGACCUGGAGUGAAGCCCAAAAGCUCUGCAAAAGCGAAGGUGCCUCACUGGCUAGCCUGAGAAAUGUUUGGUCAAAGACAUACAUUGACCUGAUGAGUCUGAAUGUCAACGGUCCUGUGUGGAUUGGACUGAACGCGAAGCAGACCGGCGGAUAUUACAGAUAUAUUGAAGGCUGGCAUCUCACCGAAGUCAAAUGGGGUCCAAUGGAACCACAUAGUGACCGACCUUGUGUGUAUGUGGAUGUGGAUGGACUAUGGAAGACUUCUGACUGCCAGCAGAAACUGGCCAGCAUUUGUAUGAAGACUACAGAUGUGCCACCAACAGAUUCAACCAACUACCCUGGAUUUUGCCCUGAUGAUCCAGAGACACCAUGGGACAUGAGAUACAAUAGAUUCAGACAUAUGCUCAGCUGGCAGCCUUUUAAGGGUAACUGUUAUCUAGUCCAGCAACAAUCAAAUAAUUGGCCAGAAGCUUCUACUUACUGUGCAGCACAUGGUGGAUCUCUUGUCAGCAUUGCAGAUCCCUCAGAGCAAGCCUUCAUCCUGAGUAUUAUUCAAGUGUUUAAGGACAGCCAGGACACGUACUGGAUUGGCUUGUAUAAAACUCACAGAGGCCAGUGGCUGUGGUUUGACAAAACAGUUGUGGACUACACUAACUGGGAUAAUUUUGAACCUAAUGCCAGAAGUUAUGCAGCAAUCUCAGCUUUGAAUGGGAAAUGGAGGGCAACUAAUAGCUAUAGAAACGCCUUCAUUUGCAAAACCCCUAAAGUAUCACCACAGGCAACACCAACUGCUGCAAAUCCUACGGUGAAUCUUCAAAUCCAUAGCAGCAACAUCCUUCCAGUAGUCCUGGUCAUUUGUGGGACUGCACUAUUCAUAGUCAUCGUCGUCAUGGUCUGCCUCAAGAAGUCUGGCCGCAGCUUUCCUCUCCCUAAAAUGCCAUCAACCUUUCACAACCCUCUCUUCUCCAACAGCGAGCAGUCAUAGCCUGUUCUAGUCGACAGGAAUGAAGUGAUAGGAAAAGUAGGAAUUUCAUUUUGAAUUUCACCUUUUGAAACUAACUGGCUUUAUAACCAAAUGAAGAAGCUGCAAGGUGCCAUUUAGUAAACACAUCUCUAUUUGUAAAAAUGUGUAAAACAUCUAAGAUUUUACUUGACUGAGAGGAGAGUAUUUCUCUGCUCUCAGCUGCAGCAGAUGGAGGACUUUUUGGACCCGUCCGGGGCCAUCAAGCUCUCUUGUGGCUGCAAAAGGAGUAACGCUAGUCCAGUGAUACCCCACCUCUCUCCCCUAAAAAGGACUGAAUUUGGACUGACCAUUUAGUAUAUUUUUCUGUUUAAACCUAUCUGAAUCAUUGAAUCUUGAUUUUUAUGCUUAUGCUCUUGCUAAAUUUGCAAUAAAAAAUAUAAACUGCUCUAAAGUCA
This is a messenger RNA of Notolabrus celidotus (New Zealand spotty), 4788 nucleotides long. RefSeq names its product macrophage mannose receptor 1-like. The coding region runs from base 149 to 4354 and encodes 1401 amino acids. NCBI's taxonomy places the organism in Eukaryota, Metazoa, Chordata, Actinopteri, Labriformes, Labridae. The transcript has 31 exons. The record is from RefSeq and is a predicted model, not a curated record. Gene Ontology annotation, molecular function: signaling receptor activity.